Messenger RNA from Vicia faba (fava bean), 762 nucleotides. The record is from the annotation of a GenBank genome assembly. Lineage: Eukaryota; Viridiplantae; Streptophyta; Magnoliopsida; Fabales; Fabaceae.
AUGUCCAUUAUCCACACCCUUAAACCCGCUACCUUACUCUCCCCUUCCCUUUCUUCACCCCACACUUCCUCAUCAUUCCCGUUACAAUCAUCUUUCAAACCACCCUUCUGUUCCUCACUCCUUUCCCGAAGACUCUUCCUUCCAUCCGUUUCCGGCAUCUGGGACGCCUUCACUGGCGGCAAUAACAACAUCAAUGAAGCCGUUCUCGCAAUUCGACGCGGAAUGUCUCUCUUCAGACAGGGUGAUGUUUUAGGAUCUCUUGUGGAAUUCGACAGAGCAAUUCAGUUGGACCCUCGUCAAAAAGCCUAUCUUUGGCAAAGAGGCCUUUCACUUUACUACCUUGAUAGGUUUGAACAAGGGGCUGAGCAGUUUCGGUUAGACGUUGCACAAAAUCCCAAUGAUACAGAAGAGUCCAUAUGGUGCUUUCUCUGUGAAGCUCAACUAUAUGGACUCGAUGAAGCAAAGAAGCGGUAUCUUGAGGUUGGCAUAGACUCAAGGCCUGUCAUGAGGGAAACAUACAACAUGUUUAAAGAGGGUGGAGAUCCUGAAAAGCUUGUAGCUGCAUUCUCUAAUACCAGAGAAACUGAUUAUUUUUAUGCUUCACUCUAUGCCGGGCUGUUUUACGAAUCUAAGAAUGAAAGUGAUGCUGCAAAAGUUCAUAUAGUAGCUGCUUGCAAGUCUUCUUAUGGCCAAAGGUCUAAUGAUUAUAUGGCUUCUCUUUCCAAGGUUCACUGUCUUUGUCGAAAUUGGACUUUCAACUGA